AUUCGCUUCUAACGUCCAACUCAGCAUCAUGUUCAAACUUCCACUCGUUAAUCUUGUCUUUCUAGCCUUGACAGGCAUCACCCUCGCUCAUCCUACCGCGCAGCAAAACACGUCCACAUUCGUUCCCGCUUCCACUCGUUCCACUCUUCGCCGCGAUCCCUCAUCCACUACGAGCGGACUUGCUACCGUGUAUACUUCUUGCAUCAAUAAGGGACAAGUAGCAGUUACGUUCGACGACGGCCCGUAUAUCUACAUGAAGGAGAUCUCCGACCAACUCACCCAGCAUGGCGCCAAAGGCACUUUCUUUGUCAACGGAAAUAACUAUGGCUGCAUCUACUCCGAUGACAACGUUGCACGUAUCCGUUACGCCCUCUCUCAAGGCCACGAAAUCGCGUCUCACACCUGGUCUCAUCCUCAUCUCACCGAGUUGACAAGCAACCAAGUCAAAUCCGAGUUGACCCGCAUCAACGACGCGCUCCGUAAGACGCUUGGUAUAAUCCCACGAUUCAUGCGUCCCCCAUAUGGCGAAUAUAACGAUGAGGUCCGCAAAGUCGCCAACUCCCUUGGCCAAUCUGUCGUCAUUUGGGAUCAAGAUUCAGGUGAUUCGGAUGGGUAUGAUAUGAAAUACCAAAAGAGCAUUUAUAAGGAUUUCGUUUCGAGAAACCCGAAGGCCUCUGGGACUGCCAUCUUUUUGAAUCAUGAGACUCAUGAUACAACUGCGCACGAACUUUUGCCGUAUGCCAUUCAGCAACUCCAAUCAGCAGGAUACCAACUUGUUGCGCUUUCGGUAUGCCUCGGCAUUGACCCUUAUCUCAGCCAGGGUGCUCCUUCGAAGAAAGAUAGUACUUGGAAAUGUUGAAACACCGCUCUUCACCGGUAGUUUCAUGACGGCAUUCGGGCCAUUUUUCCUCGUUGGGGUUGGGCGAUGUACAGGCUCGUGAUUCGUGUUUUCGUGCCCAUACCAUCAUGACACCUCAGACUUCAUGUAAUUGCGGCAUUUCAUCAUAAUCGUUGCACAGCGAACUGGGAUACGCAUAUAGGCGUGGUAUAUGAUCUUCAG
Molecule: messenger RNA, 1060 nt
Organism: Cantharellus anzutake
Lineage: Eukaryota; Fungi; Basidiomycota; Agaricomycetes; Cantharellales; Hydnaceae
Product: carbohydrate esterase family 4 protein
Exons: 10
Coding region: 29-859 (276 amino acids)
Biological process (GO): carbohydrate metabolic process
Molecular function (GO): hydrolase activity, acting on carbon-nitrogen (but not peptide) bonds
Source: RefSeq, a predicted model, not a curated record